Messenger RNA from Sinocyclocheilus rhinocerous, 1177 nucleotides. Its product is annotated as transcription factor Sox-14-like. The transcript has a single exon. Gene Ontology annotation, biological process: negative regulation of transcription by RNA polymerase II; neuron differentiation; positive regulation of transcription by RNA polymerase II. Lineage: Eukaryota; Metazoa; Chordata; Actinopteri; Cypriniformes; Cyprinidae. The coding region runs from base 373 to 1089 and encodes 238 amino acids. Gene Ontology annotation, molecular function: RNA polymerase II cis-regulatory region sequence-specific DNA binding; DNA-binding transcription activator activity, RNA polymerase II-specific. Gene Ontology annotation, cellular component: nucleus. The record is from RefSeq and is a predicted model, not a curated record.
AACUUCACCGCUUUUGGCUCUCAUUCACGCGCUUCUCCUCAUUUCCCAGCCAGGUGCUUCGCGGGGCGAGAAUCCUCCGAGAAAAAAAGCGCGCAAACAGAUCGCGGAAACUUCGCUUGCCGCGCUGGAUUUUGUAGCGCGCGUGGCUGUUCUUCUCUCAGCCGAAUAGUGUCGUUUUGAAAAAAAAAAUCUUUCAACUUUAUGACAAACACGGACGAAUUACUGGAUUUUUCCCCCAUUGAUGCCGUUUUCCUACUCCUCCAGCUCUCCAGAAGUGGCAUGAUCUGUGUCUGUCUGCAGGACAGGUGAAUACUAUUUUCUCUUGGUUGGUCGAAGAACUUUUUGUUCUUAUUUUAACAGGGAACCGUAAAAAUGUCAAAGCCGGUAGAUCACAUCAAGAGACCCAUGAACGCCUUCAUGGUCUGGUCAAGAGGCCAGAGGAGGAAAAUGGCUCAAGAGAAUCCCAAAAUGCACAAUUCAGAAAUAAGCAAAAGACUUGGCGCCGAAUGGAAGCUGCUCUCUGAAUCCGAGAAGCGACCAUACAUCGACGAGGCCAAGAGGCUGAGGGCUCAACACAUGAAAGAACACCCAGACUACAAAUACAGACCCAGGCGCAAACCCAAGAACCUCCUCAAGAAGGACAGGUACGUGUUUCCUCUGCCCUACCUGGGCGACACGGAUCACCUGAAAGGACUUCCGCUCUCAGCCACGGACUCGCUUUUAGGAUCCUCGGAAAAAGCCCGUGCGUUCCUGCCACCCACAUCAGUCCCUUACUCCUUCCUCGACCCGAGCCAGUUUAGCUCCAGCGCUAUCCAGAAGAUGACAGAGAUGCCCCAUACUUUGGCCACCAGCACUUUACCUUACGCAUCAUCUCUGGGAUACCAGAACGGCGCAUUCGGGAGCCUGGGUUGCCCCAGCCAACACACCCACACCCACCCGUCGCCCACAAACCCUGGAUACGUGGUGCCGUGUAACUGCACCGCAUGGUCGGCAUCGAGUUUACAGCCGCCUGUUGCCUACAUACUGUUCCCAGGUAUGACCAAGAGUGGGAUUGACCCGUACUCAUCAGCACAUGCCACUGCUAUGUGACUCCACCACUAAAAACAGUCUCCUCUUUUGAAAACUUGAAUACAGCAAUGCAUGUACAUAAGAAGAGAGGAAUGAUCAAGACAUUUAU